UCUGGCAGUGUUCGCCUGAUCUUCAUUGAUUUUAGCGUCGGUACUAUCUACAGACACAUUCUGCCCAGAGAACCGAGACCAAUAAGACUGUUCUCUCACAUGAAACGAGAGGUAUUGUCUCUUUGACUUCUGUAACAUAUUGGUUAAUUUAAGAUUACAGUCGUUUUUUCAUUUGUGUUUGUAUUUCGUAGCGGAUUAUGUACUCUUUCUAUGAGAGAUCUCUUCGAGUUGAUUAAUGCUUUUAUCCCGUGGAACUUCUUUGGCUGGAAUAAGUUCGUUUUCUCAAGAUUGUUUGUGUUAAGUGUUGACAGUAAAGUACGCGUAAAUGAUAUACAAUUCAUCUUUGUACACAUCAUCUUAGUUUAAAGUUUUUUUUUUUCAAAAGUUUAUGAAUAUAUAGUUAUGGUAUCGUAAAUCGGACUAUUGCACUAUUUGGAACAGUUAUUGAGAUAGAUGGAACGAUGGUUUUAGAAAUGUAAAAAAUGUGAUGAUAGUGUACUGCCGUAUAUCUGGUCAUUGUUAGAGAUGGUGUAUUGGUAUGAAAGUUUGUUUCUGUACAUCGUUUCCUUUCUGGUACAAACACAAGGUAUAGAUCCAUCAUCGGACGCUUGUCUAAACAUUGAAAGUGAUUACAAUCAACCUAAAGCGUGUGAGUGUGUCACUUUCCAAAGUUACGGACUAUCUACUGGCCAAUUUCAUUCUCCAGACUACCCGAUUCCGUACCAAAGAGGGAUUAACUGUAUCCUGUACAACUUUGUCGGUGACGUCAACGAAAUUGUUGAAAUCAAAUUUUUAGAUAUGGAUCUCAAAGGCCCAGUACCGAUUGGUCUUAGUCAAACACAAUGUAGGGAUUGGUUACGAAUUUACAAGAAUUUGGAUCGAGGGGAGAUAAAUGAGAACGUAAGACACCAAGAUGAACUAUGUGGAAGUCUAACAAGCUUAGAGGAUAAAAAAUUCUAUUCUAGCGGCCGCGCUCUAAUUAUGGAAUUCCAUACAGACACCGAGGAGUCGACAAGAAGAUUUACCGGGUUUAAAGGCCGUUUUACAUUUUUAGAUAAAAAUAGGAUAGAUAGGUGUGGCUCAUCUUUUGACCAUCAUGUUCCCGGUAGAUGUAACACAGGUGCUUUCAAAACAGACGGUAUAUUACGGUAUGGUACCCAGUGUACAUACGAUAUUCAGAACCGUACGAAAGGAAAGUUUUUCUCACCAAGAUAUCCUCAAAAAUAUCCGAAGUCAUCCGACUGUCAGUUUAUGUUCAUGGGGAAUGUCAAUGAACGUGUGAAAGUGCUUUUCAAACUUAUAAAUCUGCCUAAUCGCAGUUGUGGUGAAAAUGGAGAUAUGAUAAGAGUAUAUGAUGGCAGUGAUAAAUCUGCUAAAUUACUGCACACAUUUUGUGAUAAUACACAUAACCAAGAAACAUUCGAAUCCAGUGGACAAUACAUGUAUAUAGAAUUUCAUUCGGAUAGACACUACGAGGCACAAGGUUUUGCUGCUGAUUAUGAAUUCAUAGACACAAGGGAAGGUGGGUCUCCUGUACCUAGCGAUAGUAUGUAUACACAGCUUUUUCUCAAACAUUAAUUCUUAAAAAGUCAA
Ruditapes philippinarum (Manila clam) is the source of this 1593-nucleotide messenger RNA. Its product is annotated as suppressor of lurcher protein 1-like. The transcript has 9 exons. The coding region runs from base 526 to 1578 and encodes 350 amino acids. The record is from RefSeq and is a predicted model, not a curated record. Lineage: Eukaryota; Metazoa; Mollusca; Bivalvia; Venerida; Veneridae. Gene Ontology annotation, cellular component: plasma membrane.